AUGCGUCGAUUAAAUCCUCCAGUUCCCUACGUACCACAAGGUGAACUUCGUCAAAUGAUAUUAAAAAUUUAUCAUGAUACCGCAGCAAAUGGUGCUCAUUUCGGAAGAGAUAAAACCCUACACAAAAUUAAAACACGUUAUUUUUGGCCUUCUAUGUAUAAAGAUAUUGACAAUUAUAUAAAAUCAUGUAUUCUUUGUGCCCAAUAUAAUCCUCGUCGGCACAAAACUCCUGGUAAAUUACGACCAAUUGAACCUCCAGAUGGAGUAUGGCAAUUAGUAUCUAUGGAUUUUCAUGAUCCUAUUAACCCAACAUCUCGUCGGGGGAACAAAUAUAUUAUAUCUUUUACUGAUAUUUUAUCAAAAUUUAUGGUUACAAAAGCAGUACGUGAUAAUACUGCUCAAACAGCUGUUAAAUUUCUUAAAGAAGAUAUUAUCUCAAAAUUUGGUACACCUAAAUGUAUAUUAACGGACAAUGGUACACAUUUUACAUCAUCUAUGAUGAACGAAUUAAUAAAACAAAUUGGAUCAACACAUUUAUACUCAACACCAUAUCAUCAUCAAACUAAUGGACAAGUGGAAAGAUAUAAUUCAACAGUGGAUUCAAAAAUUGCAGCCUUAUCAAAUUUACGAAAAACCGAUUGGGAUGAUCAAUUACCAUUUGUAACAUUCAAUUACAAUACAUCAAUUCAUUCUUCGACCAAACAAAUCCCGUUUGAAAUGAUGUAUGGUCGAACACCUAUAUUACCAAUCGAUUAUCAAGAAGAUAAUGUUACAAUUUCAUAUGAUGAUGAACAUAUCAAGAAACUUAAUCAGUUCUUACAAAAAUUAAAUGAACAAGCCAAAAUUAAUAUUAUUAAAAAUCAAGAACGAUAUAAACAACGUUAUGAUACAAAUCGUUCUGAUCCAGCUUAUGAUAUUGGUGAUCUUGUUCUCAUUAAAACAAACAACACCCGUUACAAAUUUGACAUUCGUUAUGAAGGACCAUACAGAAUUACUAAAAAACUUACACCAAAAACAUUUAUUAUUCAACACAUCAAGAAACCAACUUUACAUCGUCAGGUUACAACUGAUGUGUUAUUACCAAUUUUUCAACGAAUUUAUUAA
Rotaria socialis is the source of this 1104-nucleotide messenger RNA. Lineage: Eukaryota; Metazoa; Rotifera; Eurotatoria; Philodinida; Philodinidae. The record is from the annotation of a GenBank genome assembly.